Messenger RNA from Orcinus orca (killer whale), 10424 nucleotides. RefSeq names its product teneurin-3. Bases 300 to 7628 code for a protein of 2442 amino acids. The record is from RefSeq and is a predicted model, not a curated record. Lineage: Eukaryota; Metazoa; Chordata; Mammalia; Artiodactyla; Delphinidae. The transcript is spliced from 27 exons. Gene Ontology annotation, molecular function: protein heterodimerization activity; protein homodimerization activity; cell adhesion molecule binding. Gene Ontology annotation, cellular component: membrane; neuron projection. Gene Ontology annotation, biological process: heterophilic cell-cell adhesion; signal transduction; neuron development.
CUGCAAACAACCAAGGCCAGUCCACCCUGCAGCCUCUGCCGCCUUCCCAUAAGCAACACUCCGCACAGCAUCACCCAUCCAUCACUUCUCUCAAUAGAAACUCCCUGACCAAUAGGAGGAACCAGAGUCCGGCCCCGCCGGCUGCUUUGCCCGCCGAGCUGCAAACCACACCCGAGUCCGUCCAGCUGCAGGACAGCUGGGUCCUUGGCAGUAAUGUACCACUGGAAAGCAGGCAUUUCCUAUUCAAAACAGGAACAGGGACAACGCCACUGUUCAGUACUGCAACCCCAGGAUACACAAUGGCAUCUGGCUCUGUUUACUCGCCACCUACUCGGCCACUACCUAGAAACACCCUAUCAAGAAGUGCUUUUAAAUUCAAGAAGUCUUCAAAGUACUGUAGCUGGAAAUGCACCGCCCUGUGUGCUGUAGGGGUCUCAGUGCUCCUGGCAAUACUUCUGUCGUAUUUUAUAGCAAUGCAUCUCUUUGGCCUCAACUGGCAGUUACAGCAGACUGAAAAUGACACAUUUGAGAAUGGAAAAGUGAAUUCCGAUACCAUGCCAACGAACACUGUAUCGUUACCUUCUGGUGACAAUGGAAAAUUGGGUGGAUUUACACAAGAAAAUAACACCAUAGAUUCCGGAGAACUUGAUAUUGGCCGAAGAGCAAUUCAAGAGGUUCCUCCCGGGAUCUUCUGGAGAUCACAGCUCUUUAUUGAUCAGCCACAGUUUCUUAAAUUCAAUAUCUCUCUUCAGAAAGAUGCGCUGAUUGGAGUAUAUGGCCGAAAAGGCUUACCACCUUCCCAUACUCAGUACGACUUUGUGGAACUGCUGGAUGGCAGCAGGCUGAUUGCACGAGAGCAACGGAACCUGCUUGAGUCCGAAAGAGCCGGGCGACAGGCGAGGUCCAUCAGUCUCCACGAGGCCGGCUUUAUCCAGUACUUGGAUUCUGGAAUCUGGCAUCUGGCUUUUUAUAAUGAUGGGAAAAGUGCAGAGCAGGUGUCGUUCAAUACCAUUGUGAUAGAGUCUGUGGUGGAAUGCCCCCGGAAUUGCCAUGGAAAUGGAGAGUGUGUUUCUGGAACUUGCCAUUGUUUUCCAGGAUUUCUAGGUCCGGAUUGUUCAAGAGCAGCCUGUCCAGUGCUGUGUAGUGGCAACGGCCAGUACUCCAAGGGCCGCUGCCUCUGUUUCAGUGGCUGGAAGGGCACCGAGUGUGAUGUACCAAAUACGCAGUGUAUCGACCCGCAGUGCGGGGGUCGUGGGAUUUGCAUCGUGGGCUCUUGUGUUUGCAACUCUGGAUACAAAGGAGAGAACUGUGAAGAAGCUGAUUGUCUAGACCCUGGAUGUUCUAAUCAUGGUGUGUGUAUCCAUGGGGAAUGUCACUGCAAUCCAGGAUGGGGUGGUAACAAUUGUGAAAUACUCAAGACCAUGUGUCCAGACCAGUGCUCUGGUCAUGGAACAUAUCUUCAAGAAAGGGGCUCCUGCACUUGUGACCCUAAUUGGACUGGCCCAGACUGCUCAAAUGAGAUCUGUUCCGCGGACUGCGGCUCGCACGGCGUCUGCAUGGGGGGCGCCUGCCGCUGUGAAGAAGGCUGGACGGGCCCAGCGUGCAGUCAGAGAGCCUGCCACCCGCGCUGCGCCGAGCACGGCACCUGCAGGGACGGCAAGUGUGAAUGCAGCCAGGGCUGGAACGGCGAGCACUGCACCAUCGCUCACUAUUUGGAUAAGAUAGUUAAAGACAAGAUAGGAUAUAAAGAGGGGUGCCCCGGUCUGUGCAACAGCAAUGGAAGAUGCACACUGGACCAAAACGGCUGGCAUUGUGUUUGCCAGCCAGGGUGGAGGGGAGCAGGGUGUGACGUGGCCAUGGAGACCCUCUGCACAGAUAGCAAGGACAAUGAGGGAGAUGGACUCAUUGACUGCAUGGAUCCUGACUGCUGUUUACAGAGUUCCUGCCAAAAUCAGCCCUACUGUCGCGGAUUACCUGAUCCCCAGGAUAUCAUUAGCCAAAGCUUACAAUCACCAUCUCAGCAAGCUGCCAAACCCUUCUAUGACCGAAUCAGUUUUCUCAUAGGAUCUGAUAGCACCCAUGUCAUACCCGGAGACAGUCCUUUCAAUAAGAGCCUUGCAUCCGUCAUCAGAGGCCAAGUACUAACUGCUGAUGGAACGCCACUUAUUGGAGUGAAUGUCUCAUUUUUCCAUUACCCAGAAUAUGGAUAUACUAUUACCCGCCAGGAUGGAAUGUUUGACUUGGUGGCGAAUGGCGGGGCUUCUCUAACUUUGGUAUUUGAACGAUCCCCGUUCCUCACUCAGUAUCAUACUGUGUGGAUUCCAUGGAAUGUCUUUUAUGUGAUGGAUACCCUAGUCAUGAAGAAAGAGGAGAAUGACAUUCCCAGCUGUGAUCUAAGUGGCUUCGUGAGGCCGAAUCCUAUCAUUGUGUCGUCACCUUUAUCCACCUUUUUUAGAUCUUCUCCUGAAGACAGUCCCAUUAUUCCCGAGACACAGGUACUCCAUGAAGAAACCACAAUUCCAGGAACAGAUUUGAAACUUUCCUACCUGAGUUCCAGAGCUGCCGGAUAUAAGUCAGUACUUAAGAUCACCAUGACCCAGUCCGUUAUCCCAUUUAAUUUAAUGAAGGUUCAUCUGAUGGUAGCUGUAGUAGGAAGACUCUUUCAAAAGUGGUUUCCUGCCUCACCGAACUUGGCCUAUACUUUUAUAUGGGAUAAAACAGAUGCUUAUAAUCAAAAGGUCUAUGGUCUAUCUGAAGCUGUUGUGUCGGUUGGGUAUGAAUAUGAGUCGUGUCUGGACCUGACUUUGUGGGAGAAAAGGACCGCCAUAUUGCAAGGCUACGAAUUAGAUGCUUCCAACAUGGGCGGUUGGACAUUAAAUAAACAUCACGUAUUGGACGUUCAGAAUGGUAUACUGUACAAGGGAAACGGAGAAAACCAGUUUAUCUCCCAGCAGCCUCCUGUCGUCAGCAGCAUCAUGGGCAACGGCCGGAGGCGCAGCAUCUCGUGCCCAAGCUGCAAUGGUCCAGCUGACGGGAAUAAACUCUUGGCCCCAGUGGCGUUAGCCUGUGGGAUCGACGGCAGCCUGUACGUGGGGGACUUCAACUACGUGCGGCGGAUGCUCCCUUCCGGGAACGUGACGAGCGUCUUGGAACUGAGCAGCAGCCCAGCUCAUAGAUACUACCUUGCAACUGAUCCAGUCUCAGGGGAUUUGUAUGUUUCUGACACUAACACUCGCAGGAUUUAUCGCCCGAAGUCACUCACGGGUGCAAAAGACUUGACUAAAAAUGCUGAAGUGGUUGCAGGGACAGGAGAACAGUGCCUUCCUUUUGAUGAAGCCAGAUGUGGGGAUGGAGGGAAGGCUGUGGAAGCCACACUCAUGAGUCCCAAAGGAAUGGCGAUUGAUAAAAAUGGAUUAAUCUACUUUGUUGAUGGAACCAUGAUCAGAAAAGUUGAUCAGAAUGGAAUCAUAUCAACUCUCCUAGGCUCUAACGAUCUGACUUCAGCCAGACCUUUAACUUGUGACACGAGCAUGCACAUCAGCCAGGUACGUCUGGAAUGGCCCACUGACCUAGCCAUUAACCCUAUGGAUAACUCCAUUUAUGUCCUGGAUAAUAAUGUAGUUUUACAGAUCACUGAAAAUCGUCAAGUGCGCAUUGCUGCUGGGCGGCCCAUGCAUUGCCAGGUGCCAGGAGUGGAAUAUUCUGUGGGCAAGCACGCAGUUCAGACGACCCUGGAGUCGGCUACUGCCAUUGCUGUGUCCUACAGUGGGGUCCUGUACAUCACUGAAACCGACGAAAAGAAAAUUAACCGGAUAAGGCAAGUCACCACAGAUGGGGAGAUCUCCCUGGUUGCUGGGAUACCGUCAGAGUGUGACUGCAAAAACGAUGCCAAUUGUGACUGCUACCAGAGCGGAGAUGGCUAUGCCAAAGAUGCCAAACUGAGCGCUCCGUCCUCCCUUGCCGCCUCUCCGGAUGGUACCCUGUACAUUGCAGACCUAGGAAACAUUCGGAUCCGGGCUGUGUCAAAGAACAAGCCUUUACUUAACUCUAUGAACUUCUAUGAAGUUGCCUCUCCAACUGAUCAAGAACUCUAUAUCUUUGACGUCAAUGGCACUCACCAGUAUACUGUGAGUUUAGUCACUGGCGAUUAUCUGUACAAUUUUAGCUACAGCAAUGACAAUGAUAUUACUGCUGUGACCGACAGUAACGGCAAUACCCUUAGGAUUAGACGGGACCCAAAUCGGAUGCCAGUUCGAGUGGUGUCUCCUGAUAACCAAGUGAUAUGGUUGACCAUAGGAACAAAUGGAUGUUUGAAAAGCAUGACCGCUCAAGGACUGGAAUUAGUUUUGUUUACUUACCAUGGCAACAGCGGCCUUUUAGCCACUAAAAGCGAUGAAACUGGAUGGACAACAUUUUUUGACUAUGACAGUGAAGGUCGUCUGACAAAUGUGACGUUUCCAACCGGAGUGGUCACAAACCUCCAUGGAGACAUGGACAAGGCUAUCACAGUGGACCUUGAGUCAUCCAGCCGAGAAGAAGGUGUCAGCAUCACUUCAAACCUGUCCUCCAUCGACUCAUUCUACACCGUGGUUCAAGAUCAGUUAAGAAACAGCUACCAGGUUGGUUACGACGGCUCCCUUCGAAUCCUGUACGCCAGUGGCCUGGAUUCACACUACCAAACAGAGCCACACGUUCUGGCCGGCACAGCUAACCCAACAGUUGCCAAAAGAAACAUGACUCUUCCUGGUGAAAACGGUCAGAAUUUGGUGGAAUGGAGAUUCCGAAAAGAGCAAGCCCAAGGCAAAGUCAAUGUCUUUGGUCGAAAGCUCAGGGUUAAUGGCAGAAACCUCCUUUCAGUUGACUUUGAUCGAACAACAAAGACAGAAAAGAUCUAUGAUGACCACCGUAAGUUCCUCCUGAGGAUCGCCUAUGACACCUCAGGGCAUCCGACUCUCUGGCUGCCAAGCAGCAAGCUGAUGGCCGUCAAUGUCACCUAUUCACCCACGGGUCAAGUGGCCAGCGUCCAGCGGGGAACUACGAGCGAGAAAGUAGAUUACGACGGACAGGGGAGAAUCGUUUCCCGGGUUUUUGCUGACGGGAAAACAUGGAGUUACACGUACUUGGAAAAGUCUAUGGUGCUUCUGCUGCAUAGCCAGCGGCAGUACAUCUUCGAGUACGACAUGUGGGACCAGCUGUCGGCCAUCACCAUGCCCAGCGUGGCUCGCCACACAAUGCAGACCAUCCGCUCCAUCGGCUAUUACCGUAACAUAUACAACCCCCCGGAGAGCAACGCCUCCGUCAUCACGGACUACAACGAGGGGGGGCUGCUUCUCCAGACGGCCUUCCUGGGUACGAGUCGGAGGGUCUUAUUCAAGUACAGGAGGCAGACCAGGCUCUCAGAGAUCUUAUACGAUAGCACGAGAGUCAGCUUUACCUACGAUGAAACUGCAGGAGUCCUCAAAACGGUAAACCUCCAGAGUGAUGGUUUUAUUUGCACCAUCAGAUACAGGCAAAUUGGGCCUCUCAUUGACAGGCAGAUCUUCCGCUUUAGUGAAGAUGGGAUGGUGAACGCGAGAUUCGACUACAGCUACGACAACAGCUUUCGGGUGACCAGCAUGCAGGGUGUCAUCAAUGAAACUCCGCUGCCCAUUGACCUCUAUCAGUUCGAUGACAUUUCCGGAAAAGUGGAGCAGUUUGGAAAAUUUGGAGUUAUAUAUUAUGAUAUUAACCAGAUCAUUUCCACAGCUGUAAUGACUUACACGAAGCACUUUGAUGCUCACGGCCGCAUCAAGGAAAUUCAGUAUGAGAUCUUCAGGUCACUCAUGUACUGGAUUACAAUUCAGUAUGAUAACAUGGGUCGGGUAACCAAGAGAGAGAUUAAAAUAGGGCCCUUCGCCAACACUACCAAGUACGCUUAUGAGUAUGAUGUUGACGGACAGCUCCAGACAGUUUAUCUGAAUGAAAAAAUUAUGUGGCGCUACAACUACGACCUGAACGGAAACCUCCAUUUACUGAACCCAAGUAACAGCGCACGCUUGACACCUCUUCGCUAUGACCUGCGGGACAGGAUCACCCGACUGGGUGAUGUUCAGUACCGGUUGGACGAAGAUGGUUUCCUGCGUCAGAGAGGCACAGAGAUCUUUGAGUACAGCUCCAAGGGGCUUCUGACCCGAGUGUACAGUAAAGGCAGCGGCUGGACAGUGAUCUAUCGUUACGACGGCCUGGGAAGGCGUGUGUCUAGCAAGACCAGUCUGGGACAGCACCUGCAGUUUUUUUACGCGGACCUCACUUAUCCCACCAGGAUUACUCACGUCUACAACCAUUCGAGUUCAGAGAUCACCUCCCUCUAUUACGAUCUCCAAGGACAUCUUUUUGCCAUGGAAAUCAGCAGCGGGGACGAAUUCUACAUCGCGUCAGACAACACAGGGACACCACUGGCUGUCUUCAGCAGCAACGGGCUUAUGCUCAAACAGAUUCAGUACACCGCAUACGGCGAAAUCUAUUUUGACUCCAACAUUGACUUUCAGCUGGUGAUUGGAUUUCAUGGUGGCUUGUAUGACCCACUCACAAAAUUAAUCCACUUUGGAGAAAGGGAUUAUGACAUUUUGGCAGGACGAUGGACAACGCCUGACAUAGAAAUCUGGAAAAGGAUUGGGAAGGACCCAGCUCCCUUUAACCUGUAUAUGUUUAGGAAUAACAACCCUGCAAGCAAAAUCCAUGAUGUGAAAGACUACAUCACAGAUGUUAACAGCUGGCUGGUGACUUUUGGCUUCCAUCUGCACAAUGCUAUUCCUGGGUUCCCGGUCCCCAAAUUUGAUUUAACGGAGCCUUCUUACGAACUGGUGAAGAGUCAGCAGUGGGAUGAUGUACCGCCCACGUUUGGAGUCCAGCAGCAGGUGGCGAGGCAGGCCAAGGCCUUCCUGUCCCUGGGCAGGAUGGCCGAGGUGCGGGGGAGCUCGCGCCAGGGCAGCGGCGCGCCGUCGUGGCUGUGGUUUGCGACGGUUAAGUCGCUGAUCGGCAAGGGCGUCAUGCUGGCCGUGAGCCGGGGCCGCGUGCAGACCAACGCGCUCAACAUCGCCGACGAGGACUGCAUCAAGGUGGCGGCCGUGCUCAACAGCGCCCUCUACCUGGAGGACCUGCACUUCACCGUCGAGGGCAGGGACACGCACCACUUCAUCAAGACCAGCACGCCCGAGGGCGACCUGGGCACGCUGCGCCUGACGAGCGGCCGCCGGGCGCUGGAGAACGGCAUCAACGUGACCGUGUCGCAGUCCACCGCCGUGGUCAACGGCAGGACCCGCAGGUUCGCGGACGUGGAGCUGCAGUUCGGCGCGCUGGCGCUGCAUGUGCGCUACGGCGCGACCCUGGACGAGGAGAGGGCGCGCGUGCUGGAGCAGGCGCGGCAGCGCGCGCUCGCCCGGGCCUGGGCGCGCGAGCAGCAGCGCGUGCGCGACGGCGAGGAGGGCGCGCGCCUCUGGACGGAGGGCGAGAAGCGGCAGCUGCUGAGCGCCGGCAGGGUGCAGGGCUACGACGGCUACUACGUGCUCUCGGUGGAGCAGUACCCCGAGCUGGCAGACAGCGCGGACAACAUCCAGUUCCUCCGCCAGAGCGAGAUCGGCCGCAGGUAACGCCCGAGCCGGCGGCGGGGAAGCGCGCGCGCGCGGGGGCCGAACCGGCGGGGCCGCCUGCCUCUCCAGCCCCAGGCGCAGCGCCACCCCCGCGCAGAUGUGUCUGGGGCGCGAGCCGAGGGGGCUCCCCGGCACCGAGGAGAGCCAGACUGCUCUUAAAAAAAAAAACCACCCCCCCAAUCAAAGCAGACAGACAAAAACAAAAACCUUUCUUCUGAAUGACCUUAAAGGUGAUCGGCUUUAAAGAAUAUGUUUACAUAUGCAUAUAGCUGCACUCAGUUGGACUGAAAGUAUUGCGAGGAAAACAGAUCAUUAAAGGAAAAAAAAAAAGCCCAACCAUUUUGCCCCGGGCCGUCUGUUCUUCGAGGCACUGUGUUUAAAGAAGGUAGAGAUGCAUACAGUGUUUCCAGAUAUUACCCAGCUGUCGACCUUUGCUUACAAGAAGUAGUCUCUCUGCAUAGGGUGUGAUGUAUAUCCCUGUUAAUGUUAGAAUGUGAGGCAGAGUUACUGUUCCUGGACAACCCGACUGCUUCCCCAGUGCUGCUUUGUAAAAGGACAUUGGCACAAGUGACUUCUGCCGGGGCGGGGAUCUCUAAGGGAUUCUACGAGGCCAACGUGGUGUGCCUCGCGGAGAAAAACACCGGCCCACACAGAAUCCUUGUCACUGAUGAUGAGCAAAGGAAGCCCUGAUUUUUUUGUAAAUUAUGUGAGACAAGUUGUUUAUGGAUUUUUAUAUGAAUUACAAUUUACUGUACAUCAAAUAUUAGUCUCAGAGGAGUUAAUUUAUGUAAAGUGUUUAAAAAGUUUAUACUUAAAAAUAAAACGAUAAAAACAUGUGAACUGUGUGAUUUUUUAAAAAGGAUUGCACCUUUUGUUAUCUGUUAUAGCUGUACAGUAUAAAUUAUUAUAUUGUAGAGAUAUAACGACUUAUGCCUAUAAUGUCCGGAAGUGUUAAUAUUUUUGUAUCAGGUUGAAAAAAAUGUGCCACCUUCUAUCGCUAGACCGGUAGGACAGUGCAGUCCUACGUGGGUGGCUGGCUCAUCAGAGAACUUCUCCUUUCUCUUCUCUUUUUCAUCAGGCCAGUGUCCUCGACCGUUAUCAGCUAAGAGGCACGGUAGAAAACUAAGGCUGGUGGAAUGUAACGGAAGAUACAAACACAAAAACAAACAAAAACAAAACAACAAAAACAACCAAAAUGGGGUGGGAGGAGUUCUCUGGCCCUCUCUCGGCCCUGGAAGUCCGUGGGGAGUUGGUGUCGUUAGCCCCAGGGUUCUACUGUUAGCGUUCCUUGAAGCCUCAUUUCGUGAUGGAGGCGAGAGACCCCGUCGGGUGCUCGGGAAACCUUUGUGAGCAGGAAAGGGGCUGAUGCAGUCGUGACCACAAACAUGUGUCUUCAGAUCCAGGGAAGCGAGCAGAAACCGAGCAGUGGUGAGAGAGCCAGAUGGGGAAGGUCAGGGUCCCUCGGCCGGUCUCGAGUUUGGACCCUCGGGUCACCAAGAGGGACAAGAAAGAGAGGCAAAAGCUGCCCUAAGCCCGCACGACCCAGCCUGCCCGGGAGCUGCUUUGAACGGCAGCCUCGGCUCUGUCUCGGGGACGCCGGGUGUGGCAGACGCCGCGGGAAAUGACCUGGCAGCCGGGCCCGCGCGCCCGCGCGCCGAGCACCUGCACUUCCGUGUGCCUCUGGCCGCUCUGGCACGUCUCUUUCGUGAGCACUCAAUUCAGCCACAAAAAUAUUUUCAGAAAACCUUUCUCAGUUCAUUGAGCUAUCGUACACGCUGUCUUCCUCUAUGUAUAAUGGUGAUAAAACAUAGCUAAGUGAACAUGUCGUACAUAUAAAGGUACAAGUGAUGUACUGGAGAUAACGUUCUAACUGCUUUGUAUCACAUACUCUAAAUUGCACAGUAGGCGUGUUGGCUGGGAAAGUUUCAAGAUAGCUACUGAGUGUCCAGUAUCAGUGCUAUCACCGUCUGUGUGUUUGGUAGCUACCGAAGUAAUUAAUCUGAUGAAUGCCGAUAUUUUAGUAGAAUGAAAGCACAGAGUAGCAGUACUAUUUUUUAUCCUGGAAAUCCUUUGGCGAGUAUUAUGAAGCCCAAAUUUAGAAAACUAUGAGAUUUCAAACCACAUAAACAUGGCUCUGUUCUACACUUUAUUUUCUACCUGUUGACAUAGGUGUUUGCAGCUCUGUUCCACGGCGUCUCUGCAGUGCUGCAUUUAGCAUGCUGUAAGUACUUUUGGUUGAAAGAGGCUCUGAGCCUAAAUUCUCCGAAGUGUUUCUAACGUACUGACCAUGGAAAGCUUGUACCACGUGACAGUAGUGGAGUCACAGCCUCACCCUCCUCCUGACGUGGACUCUGGUCCUUUACACUGGCACCGCUGAGUAACAGAUUUGGAGUAUCUCCUGGUGCUUAUUUUAGAUGAAGUCAAAUCAACCCAAUUAGUGUCUUGUUAGCGGGUAUAAUGAGCUAUUUCUUUGUCAAAAGACUUGUGAUCUGGACAUGGUUUUACGAGAAAUAGUGACCUUGGGGAAUAUGUAAACAAAAGACCUUUUUCUAAGAGUUGGCAGGGAGGUGGGGGACUGUGUAAUGAAAAGAAUUCGCUUACAAAAGAGAAAUGAAUAUUCAAAGUAUUUUAGGCGCAGCCAGUCAAAACGCUCUCGUGAUAUUUUGAGAUGUAACUUUGGUCUGAUUUGUACUGUUCUUCUCAUCCGCCUUCUUAACUUUAUAUGUGACCUGAUUCUCCAUGACUUGAUGACUAUAGACUGCAUCUAGGCAUUCCAAUAAAAGCCAACCCAACGUG